Messenger RNA from Hipposideros armiger (great roundleaf bat), 5882 nucleotides. It is a transcript of the gene MPHOSPH8, whose product is annotated as M-phase phosphoprotein 8. Gene Ontology annotation, molecular function: chromatin binding. The record is from RefSeq and is a predicted model, not a curated record. The coding region runs from base 74 to 2674 and encodes 866 amino acids. Lineage: Eukaryota; Metazoa; Chordata; Mammalia; Chiroptera; Hipposideridae. The transcript is spliced from 13 exons. Gene Ontology annotation, cellular component: nucleus; heterochromatin.
CCGAUCGCGGAGCGCAAGGAGUGCCGGGCGUGCGUCGCUGGUGUUCUUGCUGGGCGGUUUGCAGACUUCUGUCAUGGCGGCGGCAGCCGUUGCUGAGGGGGCGAGUGUGGAUUCGGUUCCCGUUUCUGGAGCACACAGCCCCAGUGAGCUGCCCGUAGGCGAAGGUGAGCGAGCUGGAGCAGUGGGCGAGGAGAAGGAUGCAGCCACUAAAACAGCGGAAGCCGUGGGGGACAGCGAGGAGGAUGGGGAAGAUGUGUUCGAGGUGGAGAAGAUCCUGGACAUGAAGACCGAGGGGGGUAAAAUACUUUACAAAGUUCGAUGGAAAGGAUACACAUCAGAUGAUGACACCUGGGAGCCUGAGGUUCACCUUGAAGACUGUAAAGAAGUUCUUCUUGAAUUUAGGAAGAAGGUUGCAGAUAACAAAGCUAAACCAGUCAAGAAAGAUAUUCAGAGACUGUCCUUAAAUAAUGACAUAUUUGAGGCAAAUUCUGACAGCGAUCAGCAAAGUGAAACAAAAGAUACUUCUCCAAAGAAGAAAAAGAAGAAAUUGAGGCAGAGAGAAGAGAAGAGCCCAGAUGAUCUGAAGAAGAAGAAGGCCAAGGCUGGGAAACUGAAAGAGAAGUCCACCCCAGACCUGGACAGCCCCUCCUCUGAGAGCUCAGUGUUUGAUUUAAGGACAAAGAAAAGGGUUUCGGAAGCUAAAGAAGAAUUAAAGGAGUCCAAAAAGCCCAAAAAAGAUGACAUAAAAGAAACUAAGGAAUUAAAGAAAGUUAAAAAGAGUGAAAUAAAAGAUUUAAAGACUAAAAUAAGAGAAGACUCCAAAGAAAACAGAAAAACAAAAAAAGAGAAAUGUGUUGAAUCUCAGUUGGAAUCUGAAUCAAGUGUACUUAAUGAGUCCCCUUUUCAAGAGGGGGACAGUGAUGAUCUACAUGCUGACAACAGAGAAGAGAGACAGAAGAUUAAAGAUGCAAAAGAUAAGGCAGGGCAAGACACUACUGAGGACACUGUUUUAGAUAAACAGCUGGAGGACACAGGGAGUGUCGAAGAGGGUGCUGAUGUCACAGGAAAGAGAAACAGAAAGAAACCCAGAAAGGCUGAGGAACUUAAGGACAGGAAAAGGCUAGAAAACAAAAACCUUUGUUUAGAGAGAAAAAGUACAUGUAAAAAGCAAAGGAAUCAGGACAAAGGCAAAAGUACCCCAGAGUUAGAUAAGCUGACACCUGCACCUGCCCAGACCCAGAGGAGCUCAAGGUCGGCCUGGGAAGAGAGAGGCGUCCAGGCCACUGACUCAACUGAGGAAGAGAAAGAGACCCAGAAAAAUGAACCCAAAGAAAAAUACCAGAAAGGGCAUGAUUUGGACAGGGAAGAAAAAGGCCGCAAAGAGCCAAAGGGAUUAAAGACAUUAAAGGAAAUCAGAAGUGCAUUUGACUUAUUUAAAUUAACUCCAGAAGAAAAAAAUGAUUUUCCUGAGAAUAAUCAGAAAAGAGAAGAUAUACCACUGGAAAGUAAGAUCGCAGAAGAUCCCAAAACCCAGGAAAACAAGGAGGUACUUAAAGAAAGGAGAAAUACCAGAGAUGAGGCUGAUACCUGGGCAUACAUAGCCGCAGAGGGAAAUCAGGACCUUGUGGACAGUGUGUGCCACGCAGACGAGAAUUCUGACGGCAAACAGCAGAUUCUGAGUUUGGGCAUGGACCUGCAGCUGGAAUGGAUGAAAUUAGAAGAUUUUCAGAAGCAUCUGGCUGGAAAAGAUGAGAAUUUUACUACAGCAGAUGCCAUCCCAAGUCAUUUAUUGAGGGAUGCUGUGCAAAAUGGGGAUUAUAUUACCGUGAAGGUUGCACUUAGUUCAAAUGAAGACUAUAACCUGGACCAAGAGGAUUCAAGCGGGAUGACACUGGUGAUGCUGGCCGCAGCAGGAGGGCAGGACGACCUACUGAGGCUCCUCAUCAGAAAAGGAGCCAAAGUGAACGGCAGACAGAAAAAUGGGACCACCGCCCUCAUUCACGCAGCUGAGAAGAACUUUUUAACUACAGUGGCUAUUCUUUUGGAAGCAGGAGCUUUUGUAAAUAUACAGCAGAGCAAUGGUGAGACAGCUCUCAUGAAGGCCUGUAAAAGAGGAAAUUCGGACAUUGUCCGACUUGUAAUUGAAUGUGGAGCCGACUGCAAUAUUUUGUCAAAGCACCAAAAUAGUGCGAUGCAUUUUGCAAAGCAGUGCAACAACGGGUUGGUGUACGACUUGCUGAAGAAUCAUUUAGACACACUCUCUAGAGUAGCAGAAGAAACCAUAAAGGAUUACUUUGAAGCACGUCUUGCUCUCCUAGAACCGGUUUUCCCGAUAGCAUGUCACCGUCUCUGUGAGGGGCCAGAUUUUUCAAUGGAUUUCAAUUACAAACCACCACAGAAUAUACCAGAAGGCUGUGGUGUCCUGCUGUUUAUUUUCCACGCAAACUUUCUGGGUAAAGACGUUAUUGCUCGACUCUGUGGACCAUGUAGUGUACAAGCUGUAGUUUUAAACGAUAAAUUUCAACUUCCUGUUUUUCUGGAUAGUCAUUUUGUUUACUCGUUCAGCCCUCUUCCAGGCCUCAACAAACUCUUUAUAAGGUUGACGGAAGCACCCUCUGCCAAGGUGAACAUCCUCUCCUCAUAUUCAGUGUUCCUACUCAGAUUGUUACUCUAGGUUACUUUAUUGUCAUUAGACAAAACUUCCAAGAACGUUGUGUUCCUGAUCCUGUCCUAGAGACAUGUGCUCCCAGGGUGGAGUGCUAGGUGCACCUGCCUAAACGUCAGAUGUGUCUCACGUAAUACCUAUCGUACCUAGUAGUCUGGGCUGUGUUCCAGGCUUUGGUAGUGGAUUGCCAUCUGUGUGUCUCUGGGCAGGUCACUAACCUCUCUUUGUAUUAUGAAGCACUUGGAUUUUUUUAUUAAAACCACCACCUCAAUAAAUUGAUAACCAAUCUGACAAUAUUACAAACCAGUCUUGGCAUGUGUGUUCUCCCCGCUUCUAAAAAAGGGGAGCCACCUCUGUGCUUAUACAUGUGCGUUUUCUCUCCCUGUAGGUUAAGUUGUUGAUAGGUGCAUACAGAGUGCAGCUGCAGUGACCAAACAAAGACUUCGGACGGACAUGGACUUACUGCCAGACCUUUCUAACUCCUGUUCUAAGCAGUGGAGAAUGGUGGCACAGCCAACACUUCCACAUGUAAAGUCUAGUCUGUAACCUCAUACAGUUUAAGGCCUGUCUGUUCUUGGACAUGGGCCAUGGCAUUCUAAUACAUUACAGAGAGCGUGCUCAAGUCCCGGGGUUGUGUCCAGUUUUUUCCACAAUGUGGAAUGGUGCAUAUGGGGAUAAUUUAAGAAAAGGGAAGUCAUUUUUCCUUUUAAUUUUCUAUUAGAGCCUUGAAGUGUGAGGGGGAGAUCAGAUCCAUUUCUGAUAUGCGGUUGGUGGUGACAACUUUGUAGAUUUCCAAUUAUGCUUUAUUUGAAAAGAUGAUAAAUCAGAGUCUUAAGAUAUAGCAACCAGGACAUUAUAAGGCCAAAAAGGGAAUUAUUACAUGGAAACUUUUCUCCUUAUUCAAAGCCAGGUCCUGGGCCCUUAUUUUGAACACUGGGAAGGGCAGUGAGCUUUGCCACACCAGGCCUCAUGGGAAGAGUCAGAGCUCCUGUCGAUUUUCCACAGGUCUAACUAAUAAUAAAUCAAGCUUAGUCUAGAUUAUGGAAAUAUAUAAAAAUUUAGUUCCUGAUUAGUUUUAUAAUUGUCUGAGUUAUAAUUUUCAUGAAAAAUUUUCAGAAUGUCAAACAUUGUGAUGACAUUUCAGAGAGCAAUUUUUAACUACAUACUACAACUGCCUUUUCCUACAGUUUUCUCAAUAAAACAAUACCUUGGUCCUUCUAUUUUCUUUGUAUCUCAAGUCUCAGGACUUCAGUUUUUUAGCAGAGUGAUGGCUGGGAUUGGAGUCUUUCAACUAUAUUGAACUGUAUGCUAGUACUGUAUCUCAUUUCAUAGCUUUUUAAAAAAGAUGAGAUUUGAUUUAGCAACAUUACAUAGAUCAGGAAGGAACAUCUGUACCUUAGUUCAAUACAUGAAAGACAAUUUAUCUCAAAAUCUUGCCUAAUAACUUAUAAGAAAUACUAAACAAGGAUAUGCUAUUCAUCAAGGAGGCAUGGCACUCUAGGGUAGAACGUCCAAACACCAUUAAAGCGUGAGGUAACUUGGAAUACACCACCCUGUCAUAUGCCAGAUGUGCUAGGACAUUCUGUGAGCAGUGUGUCUACUAGGAAGAGAACGAGAACCACACAAUACCAUAUGGGUGUUCUCCUCUAAACUAGCUCCUUUAUAGCAGGUGAGACGCACACUUGUCCUUGAGUACUGGGGAAUAUGGAAAAUUUUGGUUUCUUACAUGUACAAAGUGUGAGCAAUGAUUUCUCUGGAAAACAAAUCAAUUGUACACAGACCUUACCACACGGUGUACACAUGUGCUCAGGACUACAGAUCAAAACAAAGGAACCUCCUCGUGUGGUCAAAGUGUGUGUGACACACAACACAUACCUGAACUGCUCGUCUCAGCCAUGGCAACCUCAGGACUCAGCAGGUCAUCACAAACAGGAUGCAAACUCCCUGAAAACCAGUAAGCACAUAGCGUUUUACUUCAAUUUUACCUUAGGGAAUAACAACAAAAAAAAACCUCAGCCAUUACUCCUGUCUAGUGUAUACUGAUAUAAGGACAUGUAAUUGGGGUAUUAAAUUAAUUUACUAACUUCACCAUCCAGACCUGGUCUACUCAGGCACAUUACACAUUCUUUUACCUGCAACACCUAGUGCCAAAGAGAAGUACCUAAUAGCACUCCUUAAAUGUUGAACAAAAUUAGAUGGUGAGUUUGACUUUGGUCCAAGAAUGUGAAAUUAGUCCAUUUCAUACACUAUCUUCUCAAGUCACUGCCAUCUGAACUCUUAAAUUUGUAGAAUUUAUUCAAUGGAAUGUCAUGAGGGUACAAUCUGAAACUCAGGUGCUGCUUUUAGAAUUCUACUCAACUUUCAGUUACCUGAGCAUAAAACUGGGAGAAAGGAAAAGUACACGGAGGCUGGAUGGCGAAGAGCAGGCACUGAUGAAAUGACAACUUGGAUGUCACAGCAUAAUACUGUGUAAACCCUAAAAUUAAAGUAUAAAAAUUUUACAUUCUGCUCAGUUCUGAAGAUGGCUGAUGGAAAGAAUCCACACUGCUGCCUUCUACAUCCUGUGCUGACUCGCAGAUAAUGCUCCUUUCCCACCGAAUCUGGUAUCUAGGCCUGACUUGUCCGCCCGCAUACCCAGAACCUUACUAGUAAGCUGGAAAGUUUAGUGACAGUGAGGGGUCACAAUUCAAUCAGGGCCAAAUCAAAACAAAAUCGGGAAAUAGUCAUCUGUCUGUCGCCCUGAGCUCCCAGUUGGAAUCGAAACCUAGUAUUUGGCAUCAGUUCAAUUUGGGAGAAAAUAAUUUCCAUUACUCCAUGACAUAAUCUCUGUGUGUCUUACUCAUAGCGCCCAUUAUUUGCCUCCCUUGGGCCAAGUUACAUGCUUUAGUGAAAAUAUGAUUUUCUCAGAACAAUGCCCCAUUUCCUGAGUAGUUCCUCAUCUUGGGGACUGACCCAAAAUCCCAGGCUCUAGUGUUUCCCAUUUGCAGUGAGCUGAAAGGGGGGUCAUUCUGUAUUUGUGGGCUGCUACUACAAAAAUACUCAAGGAGUAGGUAUACACCUUUAUAACAAAACCUGUAUGAAAAUGUAAAGUUUGCACUAUUCCAAAUGUCAUUUUAAUCAUAGAAAAUUGUGGUCAUGAGGCCUAACUGUUUAAAUGUCAAAUGUUAUUGCUUGUACAUUGUUUAUACGGUGUAAUAAACUCACAAAUGAAACACAA